AUCCCGGAUGUGACGUCAUAUCAAAACAACACGGUUUCAUUGGAUGAUGGCGGAAAGUGACGAGCUGUCUUUUCUGAAAGACCAAUGAACCGCGGGAGAGGGCAUCGUCGUGUCUCUCAUUCUCAGAGGAGGGGUGCACCAGCAGGAGGGGAAUGGAGACAGAGGAAUGAAGCGCAAUGGCGAGGCCAAGGCAAAACACAGGGGAGGGAGGUGGAGGAGAAUGAGAGACGUGAGCAACAGGUCAAAGAAACCUUGCCCAGGGGGACCUGCCAGACCAUGUGCCCCGCUCGUGAGCUGCGGGACCGUGAGGCGCAGUGCCGCCUUCACCGUUUCGAGAUGUUAGCCGGCACAGAAAGAGAUCGACGGCCCAGGGGAGACUCCUUGCGUGCUGUCAAAGAGUAUUCCAGACCAGCAGCUGGGAAAGACUCAACGAACCCCCCUGACCUUCGUCCACCUGCAGUGUUGCUGAAAACUGUCUGUUACCUUAUUGAUGACAUCGCUGCCUCCCCUCAUCCUGAACCUUGGACGGAGGUGUACAGCUUCGUCUUUGAUCGGCUUCGAGGUGUGAAGCAGGACAUGAUCAUCCAGAGGGUGUCUGGGUCAAACUGUGUGGCCAUUUUAGAGCGCACGGUGCGUUUCUUCAUCUACGCCUCUUAUCGGCUCUGUGGUGAGCCCCUGCGGCUCUACGACCCACGCAUUAACGACACGCACCUACAGGAGAAUCUGAGUUGGCUGUUGGAUUGCUACGCAACUGGAACAGGGCCACAUCCCAACCAAGAAGAGUUCCAGGCUCUCGGUCUGCUGUACAACUUGGGUUCAGCUCGGGCCACGCAGCACAUCAUGGAGCUCCCUGGGCGACUCCGCAGCUCUCCUGCCAUCACACUCGCUCUUUCCAUCAACAGAGCUUUUCUGGAGCGAAACCCUGUGUGUUUGUUCCGAUUGUCUCAGAGGUUAAACUUCCUGCAGAGCUGUGCACUGCACCGUCAUCUGGUGGCGUGUCGUAGAGAUCUGCUGCUUAUAUACAGCCACGGAUUCAGCAGCCGCAACUGUCGCUUUCCUCUUGACAGACUGGCUCGGCUCUUGUCCUUAGACACGUCACUCACAGCUCGACUCUGUCAGGCGCACGGAGUGGAGGUUAACAAGGACAACCAAGUGGUGUUCUCCAAGGCUGCUUUCACUGAGCCUGAACAAGGGAAACUGCACUGCAAACUGUAUCACAACAUAGUGGCUGAGAAACAGAGAGACCUCAGUAUUGGGAACGUAAUUCACGGUUGUGCUUGAGACAAAUAGGAGGAGUGGCUCAAUAAUACAAGUAAUGUGUUGCUUUAUUGGUUUUCACAGGGAAAGUGUAUGCUUGCUCCAGUCCCUGUACAACUCUGCAAUCACUGUGCAGCUGGCAGGGGUUUAAAGUCUUGUUUAAGGACACUUCAGCAGUGCAGCUGUCUUGUAAUUAAGUGGUUUUAUCUUUCUAUUCUUGUUAUUGGAUUUGAGCCUUGGGGCUUCCUUGUAGGAUGCUCAACGCCAGUAUGUUUUACCAAUAAAAUACUUUACAUAAUGUUAAACUCAAGGUUCAGGGUUGUUGAGCUAAUUUUGUGCCAUGCUCUACCUAAGAGAGGCUGAACUCAGGGGGAAAAAAGUUCCCUCUUGGUUCUGAAUGUGCUUUUACAUGCUCAUCAUGGACUUGGUCUGUGAAUUACUUUAAGAUGUGAAUUACUUCUUAAAUUGUUACUGUUAACUGGUUAUAUUAAUAGUUUAAAUAUUAUGUUUAUGCCAUAUUGUGUUUUUGUCAAGUAUUUCAGAACACCUCCUGGAAAAAGUACUGUGCAUCACUGUUCGUUUAUUCUCAUCAAUGCAGCUCCUCAGAAGCAUUUCAAUAAAAUUUUGUUACCUAGAAGA
Micropterus salmoides (largemouth bass) is the source of this 1896-nucleotide messenger RNA. It is a transcript of the gene sac3d1, whose product is annotated as SAC3 domain containing 1. The record is from RefSeq and is a predicted model, not a curated record. NCBI's taxonomy places the organism in Eukaryota, Metazoa, Chordata, Actinopteri, Centrarchiformes, Centrarchidae. The transcript has 4 exons. Gene Ontology annotation, biological process: spindle assembly; centrosome duplication. The coding region runs from base 85 to 1281 and encodes 398 amino acids. Gene Ontology annotation, cellular component: spindle; centrosome; nucleus.